Cylicocyclus nassatus is the source of this 1332-nucleotide messenger RNA. NCBI's taxonomy places the organism in Eukaryota, Metazoa, Nematoda, Chromadorea, Rhabditida, Strongylidae. The record is from the annotation of a GenBank genome assembly.
AUGAAGGUGUUGGUUGCGUUUUGCUUGCUUAUUUCAUGGACUGUUACAAAUGGACAAGAUGACGCCAAGACAUUGAUAAACUCCAUACUCGAAAUUGACCGUUCGCUGGAAGAAGAAAUAAAAAAUGACAUUUCUUCGGCAACGCAAAAAGAGCAACAAUUACGAGAAGACUUUGUGAAAAGCCUUAACAGCUCAGUGCAGAGAGUUAGGGAUCUCCUAGGUGCACGAAUUAAUAGGCUGAAGGACAUUCAACAGGGUUACAAUGCUGAAGAAUCUGCGCAAAAGCAGCAAGCUACCAAAGAAUGGGAAAAUCUCAUUAGCGGAUUGAACAAGACGAAAAUAGCGUUGCAAGAGGAAGAAGUGAAGCAAGUGGAUCAACAACAACAAGAUAUACGUCAAGUCUUAGAGCAGCUUAGAACAGCCUAUCAACAGAAAAAGCAAGAAAGUGAUGCCCAAAGGCAGAGGCAACAAGAGCUACUAAGUCAAGCUUGGGAUGACGCUAAAACCAAACUCGGAGAGAUACAAGCAAGACUGAAUCAAUCUGCUGCUAUUAGAAAAGAGAGGAGAAAGGAGAUGCUGCAAAGUAUGAAAGCGACUAUGAACGAAAUCAGAGCCAUUGUGGAUCAGCAAGCGGCGGCACGUCUACAGCAACAGCAACAAAAACGUCAAGAAUUGCAGAACAGAAUGAAUCAAAUUAAGAGCGAUAUAAUGGCACGAAAGGAUGAUCUGGAUGCUCGUGAACAAGAGCUGCGAGACAAAUACGCGCAAUACCAACAGAAACAGCUUGAGUUAAAGGAAUAUGUCACGAAUGCGUUGUUAGAUAGCGUCAAAGCGUCUGUGGUGAUGGAUCUAGGUAAUAAGAUACAGGGCACUCUUGAUAGGAAGGCCCUACAGAAAGUCUUAUCAGAAAAUCGUACACUCUUGAAUGGAACAAUGGCAGCUCCAAAAGCAACGGUUUUAGAUGAAAUAACAGGCGUGUCUGCAUGGCAGACUGUAACGUGGAUACUCUUGGCACUUUGUAUUCUUCUUGCCAUAGCUGUUAUUGGGAUGCUUAUCUACCAGAUGCAACGCAACACCAAAUACCAACGUCUUGACGGUCGUAAUGAUGAACGCGUGCCAAUAGCCCAACCUGUCCCUCAGCCCGGGUACACUGAAGAAAAGAUGUCGAUGCCACCCACUUCUUCUACGGUCCCUCCUUAUGGGGAAACACAACAGUUUUAGGAAGAUUGUUAUUACGAAACGAUGUUAUCGCUGUACACACACACUUGCUACCAUGUCUUCUCACUUUACAUAUAUAAUCCGCCUUAACUUGCUAUAAAAUGUUUCUAUCAU